Oryctolagus cuniculus (rabbit) is the source of this 4426-nucleotide messenger RNA. RefSeq names its product gamma-aminobutyric acid type A receptor subunit alpha3 (gene GABRA3). Gene Ontology annotation, molecular function: extracellular ligand-gated monoatomic ion channel activity; GABA-A receptor activity. Gene Ontology annotation, cellular component: membrane. Lineage: Eukaryota; Metazoa; Chordata; Mammalia; Lagomorpha; Leporidae. Gene Ontology annotation, biological process: monoatomic ion transmembrane transport; chloride transport; gamma-aminobutyric acid signaling pathway. The record is from RefSeq and is a predicted model, not a curated record.
GAGGGAGAAGGAGAGCGUGAGCGCGCGCAAGCUAGCGAGCAAACCAGAGACAGACCGAGAGGGACCGGGAGAGAAACCCAGAGAAAAAGAAGAAGCUGAGCUCUGUCGGGGCUCAGCCUCCAACUUGUUUCAGUUCAUUCAUCCUCCUUUCCUUUCCGCUUCGGGGAAGUGACUGUGGCGCUCGGUUUGUUCGAGUUGAUGUCCAAGAAGAUGAUGGUCACAGAGCUGAGUUAUUUCUACAUGAUCAGACUUGGGCUUCUUUUCCUGAUUAAUAUUUUCCCUGGAACCACUGGUCAAGGAGAAUCAAGACGACAAGAACCUGGGGACUUUGUAAAGCAGGAUAUUGGCGGACUCUCUCCUAAGCAUGCCCCGGAUAUUCCUGAUGACAGCACUGACAAUAUUACUAUCUUCACCAGAAUCUUGGAUCGUCUUCUGGAUGGCUAUGACAACCGGCUACGACCUGGGCUUGGAGAUGCAGUGACUGAAGUGAAAACUGAUAUCUAUGUGACCAGUUUUGGCCCUGUGUCAGACACUGACAUGGAGUACACUAUUGAUGUAUUUUUUCGACAGACAUGGCAUGAUGAAAGACUAAAAUUUGAUGGACCCAUGAAGAUCCUUCCACUGAACAAUCUCCUGGCUAGCAAGAUCUGGACCCCUGAUACAUUCUUCCACAAUGGCAAGAAAUCAGUGGCUCAUAACAUGACCACACCCAACAAGCUGCUCAGACUGGUGGACAAUGGAACCCUCCUCUACACAAUGAGAUUAACAAUUCAUGCUGAGUGUCCCAUGCAUUUGGAAGAUUUUCCCAUGGAUGUGCAUGCCUGCCCGUUGAAGUUUGGAAGCUAUGCCUAUACAACAGCCGAAGUGGUUUAUUCCUGGACUCUUGGGAAAAACAAAUCUGUGGAAGUGGCACAGGACGGGUCUCGUCUGAACCAAUAUGAUCUGCUGGGUCAUGUUGUUGGGACAGAGAUAAUCCGGUCCAGUACAGGAGAAUAUGUUGUCAUGACAACUCACUUCCAUCUCAAGCGAAAAAUUGGCUACUUUGUGAUCCAGACCUACUUGCCAUGUAUCAUGACUGUCAUUCUGUCACAGGUGUCUUUCUGGCUCAACAGAGAGUCUGUUCCUGCCCGCACAGUCUUUGGUGUUACCACUGUUCUCACCAUGACCACCUUGAGUAUCAGUGCCAGAAACUCCUUACCUAAAGUGGCAUAUGCGACGGCCAUGGACUGGUUCAUAGCCGUCUGUUAUGCCUUUGUGUUUUCUGCGCUGAUUGAAUUUGCUACUGUUAACUACUUCACCAAACGGAGUUGGGCUUGGGAAGGCAAGAAGGUGCCUGAGGCCCUGGAGAUGAAGAAGAAAACACCGGCAGCCCCGACAAAGAAAACCAGCGCCACAUUCAACAUCGUGGGAACCACUUAUCCCAUCAACUUGGCCAAGAACCCUGAGUUCUCCACCAUCUCCAAGGGCGCCGCUCCCAGUGCAUCCUCAACCCCGACAAUAAUUGCUUCGCCCAAGGCCACUUAUGUGCAGGACAGCCCAACUGAGACCAAGACCUACAACAGUGUCAGCAAGGUUGACAAAAUUUCCCGUAUCAUCUUUCCUGUGCUCUUCGCCAUAUUUAAUCUGGUGUAUUGGGCCACAUAUGUCAACCGGGAGUCAGCUAUCAAGGGCAUGAUCCGCAAACAGUAGAUGGUGGUGACAACACAGCAACCACAGCACUGUAUACCCCAUGAAGCAUCCAGGCACCCUACUCCAGAGUUUCCCUUCAUAUGUUUCAGAAUUCUUCUUUUUAACCCUCUCUCAAACUGUGCCACUCAAUUCAUAUUUAUGAGUCUCAAUGAAAAAAAAUAACUACAGAAAAACUACUUGUCCCUGUAACAUUUCUAGGUAUACCCCAAUCAGAGACAAACACAUUUGUCUAGUUUUCCAUCUUAGUCUGAAAGUCCCCCCACCCCCCCGCCGCCAGCUGAGGGCUCCGCAUGUAUUUUAUUGCACUCUGCCCAUUGCAGAAAGAACAGAACACUCCCUAUAGUGGAAACCUUGGCUGUCUGGGAGGUCCAGGCCAAGGACAAUUGGUUACUUGCUUGGAUCAGAUGAUUCUGACUCAUUAGGGAGACAGACUGGGCUAUCCCAUGCAGUUCUGCCUACUCCCUUCUCUGCCAACAGUAGGGUCUACUAGGAAUUAAUAUUUACAGCAAAGGCAAGAGCCAGAACUAACCUCUGAACACAGCCCCAACCUCUUUUUUGACUUGGAGUUAGUGAGGACAAUUGAGGUUUACCACUGUCUACCAUGUAAGAACUAGCUGGACCAGUCUGGCACCAAGAUGGCUGGUGCCCUAUGUCCAGCCCCUCAGGAAAAUAGUACCUUCCUUGGUAUAUCUUCCCUCUAGGAAGGUCAUUUUCCCUCAAUGCCUUUGAUCCUCUUGUAGCCAGCUGGGCACUGCUUAGUUUGGACUUAAUGUUGCCUAAAAACUCUUCAUGAGAAAAGCAUUCAAGCAUUUUUAAUUUCAGCUAAGGAGAUACCAAUAGAAACAAAGAGAUCUAGAUCAAAUGUUUAAGAUAGGAGAGAAAGAAAAUCACUUCCCUGCCAAGGCAAUUGGUAAAAUACUGGAUGGGACAAGAGGGGCAGAUGGUAGUGGAAGAUUGAAGCUUGGUUCAAGAGAGAAGGCCACUGGCAGGUGAUAGUAAAAUUCUUCUUUCCAUACCGUUCACUUUCCACACCCUAGCCCAGGAACAGGCACUUUGCUCCCACCAUGUCAGCGGCCUCUGGUCCUCUGUUAACAUUGAUUCUAUGAGGGGGUAAAUUGGAUAUUCAUACAAAUAUCUCUAGUCAAUUUUUAAGUCAGCUACAUCAUUAAACUUAUUACUACUUUUUUUUUAUUACCCCUCCCCCAGCGCCACAUGCAAUAGGGUGCUGAAAUUAAACAUUUUAUUUUUUAUUUAUUUUUUUUAAUUACAAGGAGGUUUUCUUUUUCUUUUUUUUAAACUUUUAUUUAAUGAAUAUAAAUUUCCAAAGUACGAUUUAUGGAUUACAAUGGCUUCCCCCACAUACCGUCCCUCCCACCCGCAACCCUCCCCUCUCCCACUCUCUCUCCCCUUCCAUUCACAUCAAGAUUCAUUUUCGAUUAUCUUAAUAUACAGAAGAUCAGCUUAGUAUACAUUAAGUAAGGAUUUCAACAGUUUGCUCCCACACAGAAACAUAAAGUGAAAAAUAAUAGAUGAUUUUUUUAAAAUGAUGAUGAAAUCAGAUCAGACCUAUUGUCAUGUUUAAUCCCAGUGAGAGUCAAGUUGGGAGUUGAUAAUUUCUUUUUUUUUUUUUUUUACAGAGGAUCAGUUUAGUACACAUUAAGUAAAGAUUUCAACAGUUUGCACCCCCAUAGAAACACAAAGUGAAAUAUAUUGUUUGAGUACUCGUUAUAGCAUUAAAUCUCAAUACACAGCACAUUAAGGACAGAGAUCCUACAUGAGGAGUAAGUGCACAGUGACUCCUGUUGUUGACUUUACCAAUUGACACUCCUGUCUAUGGCAUCAGUAGUCUCCCUAUGCUCCAGUCAUGAGUUUCCAAGGCUAUGGAAGCCCUCUGAGUUCUCCGAUUCUUAUCUUGUUUAGACAAGGUCAUAGUCAAAGUAGAAUCCAUUUGAUCUCAUUUGUUCUUAAUAUGAGUUGUGGAGAUAUAUAUAUAUGUAUAUAUAUACGUAUAUAUAUAAACAUUUUUAUAAGGUAGAUAAAUGGAGUCCCAGAAGUUUGAAUGACUUGCCUAGACUCAUUAACAGUGUCUUUAAUAAAGAAUUGCCAUGUACCUCUUUCCAAAGGCCAAAAUAAAGAAAGGACAGAGAAGCUAGGGCCACUUUGGCUUCAAAAUCAGCACAUUCUCAGAAUGCCUUCUGCGUCAUAGGUGCAGAUGUGUAGAACAAAAAAAGUCUUUAGAAAGUCACAAUGUGUCACCCAAGGAGACAACUUCCAAUAGUCAUGACUCAAGGAAAUGAGACCAUUUAGGAGGGCAGCCCCAGCCACUUUGGAUCUGAAUACCUUCACCAGUCCAGAGUAUCCUAGAAGUCCAAGGUAAUGCCUCUGAUGGCACCACAAGCAGAUUCUCCCUGCCCACCACCUGAACAAAGCUCCUAAGGGGUGUAUCAUUAGCUGCUGGUUGCCUUUUCAUCCAUCUUCCCCUAUUCCCUGCUUCCUUGCCAUUGCUGGGAUAAUGCAUGCCAGUCCCAUUAUUCUUAAGACUGUAGGUAAAUUCAUGACUAGAAGAGUGUAGUCUUGUGGUUAUGUGGGGAUGGGGGUGGGGUGGGUGGGGCUGUUAAUGAUUGUCUUAAAGGAAUUUAGAAUGGAAGCCUGAUCUUUGCCUCUCUGUAGAAAUUGUGUUUCCAAAUGCUUUGGUGCAAUGUUUAGCGGCUGUUUAUUAAACCCUUUCUGAAUUGUA